AUGUUCGAGGCCUACACCGACAUAUGGAUGGCAUACAACAUGGCCUUCAUCCACACGAUGGCGAGUCUUGUCGCAGACGAUGUGGCAACACGUGUGGCACGCCGAGACGUGACAAACUUCUUCAGCCCCCAAGACUGCGUCAACUUUCUUCGCUGCACACAGCCGCAGAUCAUGCUCAUGCUGGAUCUUCUUUUGAUCCCUGCUUUCAUCCGGACCGACUGUGGGUUUGUCGUGAGUGGGCGAGAGGCUCUUUGCGUGCUGCUGUAUCGCCUGGCGUUUCCAUGCCGUCUGAAAGACAUGCGCUUGGUUUUCGGGUUGAGCGAGUCGUGCAUCUGCCAAACAUUCAAUUGGAUGCUGCACUUCCUCGAGUUCAAAUGGGGCUGGCUGCUCUCUCUCGACGUGGAGCGACUGAAGCCGAGGUUGGUGGAGUUCGCCGAAGCCAUCUACAACGCGGAUUGCCCUCUCACACACUGCUGGGGCUUCAUCGAUGGAACCGUCCGCGGCAUUGCGAGGCCCGUACGCUUCCAACGGUGGUACUACAAUGGCCACAAGAGGAAGCAUGCCAUCAAGUUCCAAGGAGUGAUUACCCCUGACGGACUCUUCGUCGAUAUGUGGGGCCCUGUGCUUGGCACACGGCAUGACAGUUACUUGCUUGCGCAGUCUGGACUGAUGCAGAAGCUGGCAACACACUUUAACAGCCCUUCUGGCCACCCGUACUGCCUGUAUGGAGACCUGGCAUACGGUUGA
This is a messenger RNA of Ectocarpus siliculosus, 747 nucleotides long. The record is from the annotation of a GenBank genome assembly. Lineage: Eukaryota; Phaeophyceae; Ectocarpales; Ectocarpaceae.